This is a messenger RNA of Fragaria vesca subsp. vesca, 3072 nucleotides long. Its product is annotated as probable LRR receptor-like serine/threonine-protein kinase At3g47570-like. NCBI's taxonomy places the organism in Eukaryota, Viridiplantae, Streptophyta, Magnoliopsida, Rosales, Rosaceae. The record is from RefSeq and is a predicted model, not a curated record. Gene Ontology annotation, molecular function: protein kinase activity; protein binding; ATP binding. Bases 1 to 3072 code for a protein of 1023 amino acids. The transcript is spliced from 3 exons. Gene Ontology annotation, biological process: protein phosphorylation.
AUGAAGCAAUCACCUACUCAAGGUAGGCGAACUCUGUUUAAACUUCAAGUGUUCAUUCUUGUUUGCAUGAGCACAGUUCUGGAAUCUGCAUCACUGCGCAGUUUCGAAAAUGAAACCGAUCUCCUGGCAUUACUAGACUUCAAGAGAAGUAUUACUAAAGAUCCUCACCAUAUCAUGAGCUCAUGGAAUAAGUCCAUCCAUUUCUGCAGUUGGGUAGGCGUUACAUGCAACCCUUCCAACAAUCGAGUCAUCAUUCUGAACCUGGAGGCCCAAGAACUGGAAGGCUCCAUAGCACCUUCAAUAGGAAACCUUACCUAUCUUACUCAACUCAACCUCACAGACAACAAAUUUCAUGGUGAAAUUCCUCAGGAAUUGGGCCGUCUACUGCACUUGCAACAGCUGAACCUGAUGGCCAAUUCCUUGCGGGGGAACAUUCCAGCGAAUAUAUCUCACUGUUCUCGACUCAGAGUCCUCGACCUCGGGAUCAAUGGACUUAUUGGGCCAGUUCCAGACCAACUCACUUGGUUAGGAAACUUUUCUUCUUUGUAUGCAUUUUCUUUUGGCGAGAACAAUCUCCAAGGAAGCAUACCCAGUGAGCUAGGGGGUCUAACAAGUUUGAGAAAAUUUGUACUUGCGAGUAAUAAUCUUUCUGGUACAGUUCCUUCUUCAAUCUACAAUAUUUCCUCAUUAUACUACUUCACUAUCGCUAACAACCACCUGCAUGGAGAGUUGCCACCAAACAUUGGCAUAACUCUUCCUAAUCUUGAAGUUUUUGCUGGUGGUAUCAACAAAUUCACAGGAAAUAUUCCUGUAUCAUUGUCAAAUGCUUCUAGACUCUGGCUCCUUGAUUUUGCUGAAAAUGGUCUUACCGGAGAGUUCCCUGCUGAGUAUUUUGGAAGCUUGGUGAGGUUAGUGAAAAUAAACUUCGAUGACAACUCACUGGGAACUGGGAAAACUAGUGACUUGAAUUUUCUCACUUUCCUGGCUAAUUGUACUAGGCUUGAGGUGUUAUGUUUUAUCAAUAAUCGUUUUGGAGGAGAAUUACCAGAAUCCAUAGGAAACCUUUCCACCAAACUGAGACAGCUUUGUCUGUCAGGCAAUUUGAUACAUGGAAGCAUCCCUAUUGGCAUUGGAAAUCUUGUAAACUUGACCAAGCUGGAACUGGGAGACAAUAAUUUGGGUGGUAGUCUCCCUGAAGAAAUUGGGAAGCUUCAGAAGUUAGAGGGACUGCUUUUGAAUCUAAACAAACUUUCUGGACCAAUCCCGUCCUCCUUAGGAAACUUGACGUCACUAACAAAGCUCUUCAUGCAGGGGAAUAGGUUUGAGGGAAGUAUACCGCCAAGUCUUGGAAGCUGCAAAAAUCUACUAGUACUAAACCUUUCCACUAACAGUCUAAAUGGCCCGAUACCUAAAGAGUUAGUUGAGGAUUCAUCCCUUUCAAUUUCAUUGACCCUUUCUAACAAUUACUUGACUGGUUCACUCCCAGAUGAGGUGGGUAAGCUGGUACAACUUGCAGAGCUAGAUGUAUCAGGCAACAAGUUAUCAGGUGAAAUCCCUGAAACCCUUGGCAGUUGUCUUAGUUUGGAGCGCCUGCAUUUGGAAGAUAAUGAACUUGAAGGAACAAUUCCAAAUUCUAUUAAAGAUUUAAGAGGAUUGGAGGAAAUUGAUGUUUCACAGAAUCACUUAUUUGGCAAGGUUCCUGAAUUCUUUGUCCAUCUUAGAACUCUUAAGCAUCUCAAUCUUUCUUACAACCAUCUUGAAGGAGAAUUGCCUAAGGAAGGGAUCUUUUCAAAUGCAACUGGUGUAUCAGUUCUCGGAAAUGAUAAACUCUGUGGUGGCAUCCCAGAAUUACUUCUACCUGCAUGCUCCAGCAGAAAGCCUCAAUCAUCUCUAGGACUACUUGCUGCAGAAGUGAUAAUCCCUCUAAGUUGUGGAAUUGCAUUAACAAUUUCUCUUUGUUUCUUCAUUGCUGGAUGUUCAAUGGCGAAAAGGUCAAGAGAUAGAUCCCUGACAUCACGUACUUAUGAGGAUUGGAAAUCAGGUGUCUCUUACAGAGAACUAGUUCAAUCAACUGACGGGUUCUCUAUAAAUAAUCUGAUUGGUUCAGGAAGUUUCGGUUCAGUAUACAAAGGAUUAAUCAGUGGUGAUGGAACUGCUGUUGCUGUUAAGGUAUUUAACCUUCAACAACAUGGAGCAUCGAAGAGUUUCAUUGAUGAAUGCAAAGCAUUGAGAAGUAUAAGGCACCGGAAUCUUCUUAAGAUCAUAACUGCCUGCUCAAGCAUUGAUAAUCAGGGAAAUGACUUUAAAAGUCUAGUUUUCGAGUUCAUGGAAAAUGGAAGCCUAGACUCUUGGCUGCAUCCCAGUGAGGAUGAUCAAUCUCAAAGGAAGAGACUGAGCCUCAUCCAGAGACUGAAUAUUGCCAUUGAUGUUGCUUCUGCAAUAAAUCAUCUCCACCACUAUUGUGAACCAUCAAUUGUUCAUUGUGAUUUAAAGCCGAGCAAUGUUCUUCUCGAUGAAGAUAUGGUAGCACAUGUUGGUGACUUUGGUUUAGCAAGCUUCCUCUUGGAAGCAUUGGAUGAUCCCUCUGAGAUCCAAAGCAUAUCAGAUGGACUAAAGGGUUCCAUAGGCUACAUUCCUCCAGAGUAUAGCAUGGGAGCCAAAGUUUCCAUAUCAGGAGAUAUCUAUAGCUAUGGGAUACUUUUGCUAGAAAUGUUCACAGGGAGAAGACCUACCGAUGACGUGUUCAAAGAUGAUUUAAGCAUUCACCAAUUUACAGCUAUGGCUCUUCCGGACCAUGUUAUGGACAUAGUUGACCCUUCAUUGCUCAUAGAAAGAGAUGAAGAGAAUGAUAAGGAUGAUGGUAGAGACCAAAAUCAUGUCCAAGAAAGACCAAGAAGGCAUCAAGAUCCUGACCUAGUCAAACGAAGAGGAGAGGAAUGCUUGGUUUCAGUUAUGCAUGUAGGAGUCUUAUGCUCGUCAAUAUCACCAACAGAGCGGAUGUUUAUGGAUGUCAUUGUCAACAAAUUGAAGGCUAUUAGAGAUUCCUAUCUCAAAGUAAGAAGAAGGAGGUAG